AUGAUGGGGGCUGUGCUAAAGGAAGCUGUGAGGACCCUCAAGAUUGUGCUCUUUGCCGACGGUCUAGAUGAGUUUGCAGGAAAGCCUCCCAAGAUUACCGACAUCAUGGAAACCAUGAGGUUGUCAGGGGUGAAGAUCUGCGCUUCUAGUAGGCCAUGGCAGAUCUUUGAGGAUGCAUACGGGGAAUUCCCUCACCUCCGAGUUCAGUACCUUACAUACGGCGACAUCAAGCACUACGCGACCUCACGUUUACAAGAUGGCAAUGGCUACCGAGAAUUGGAGCGAUUGCAACCAGGGUUUUGCACUAGUCUCAUCAAAGACAUCGGUGAGAAGUCCUCGGGGAUCUUCAUCUGGGUUGUACUGGUCACUCAAUCCCUCCUAGAGGGACUCACAGCUGGUGAAGGCUCAGCAAUGCUAAAUAUGAGAUUUGACGACCUACCAAGAGAUCUCGAAGAUCUGUUCUGGAAGAUACUGUGA
Molecule: messenger RNA, 477 nt
Organism: Didymella exigua CBS 183.55
Lineage: Eukaryota; Fungi; Ascomycota; Dothideomycetes; Pleosporales; Didymellaceae
Exons: 1
Coding region: 1-477 (158 amino acids)
Source: RefSeq, a predicted model, not a curated record